UGAGAGAGAGAGAGAGAGAGAGAGGGCCGGGGGGGGGGGGGAAGAAGCUUCUUUCUGCUGCCCUUAAUCUUCCAACUCGAUUUCGCCUGUGGAAUUUGCUUCGAAUGAUUGAUUUAUUCUCUGAUUCGUGGAGGAGUUAAGCUUCAUUAGAGAAUGGCGCGUGUGGAAGAUCUUUGGGAGCGGUUGGUGCGUGCAGCACUGAGGAGGGAACGUACCGGGGCAGACGCAUUGGACCAACCUGCUAGUGGGAUUGCUGGAAAUGUACCGUCUUCCCUUGCAAACGGUAGAAAUAUUGAUGCUAUUUUAAGAGCUGCUGACGAGAUUCAAGAUGAAGACCCCAAUGUAUCCAGAAUACUAUGUGAGCAUGCUUACACAUUGGCACAGAACUUGGACCCUAAUAGUGAAGGCAGAGGUGUGUUACAGUUCAAGACCGGUUUGAUGUCUGUUAUCAAGCAAAAACUUGCAAAAAGGGAUGAUGGAAGCAUAGAUAGGAGUCAGGAUAUUGCUCGUUUACGUGAAUUCUACAAGCAAUUUAGAGAGAAAAAUAAAGUAGAUGAGUUGCGAGAGGAUGAAAUGAAAUUAAGGGAGUCAGGUGCCUUCAGUGGUAAUCUUAAAGCGUUGGAACGUAAAACUGUGAAAAGGAAAAGGUUGUUUCAAACUUUAAAAGUUCUAGGAAUGGUAUUGGAGGAUCUUUCAAAGGAGGUUUCUCCUGAAGAUGCGGAAAGGUUGAUCCCUGAAGAGCUAAAACGAGUAAUGGAAUCUGAUGCAGCAAUGACAGAGGACCUAAUUGCUUAUAAUAUUAUUCCUCUGGAUGCCCCAAUUAUGACGAAUGCUAUCAUGUCUUUGCCUGAGGUACUAGCGGCGAAGUCAGCUUUAAGGUACUUUAGGGAACUACCAAAGUUGCCUGUAGAUUUUCCUGUUGCUGCUACAAGGAAUGCAGAUAUGUUUGAUUUUCUGCAGUUCUUCUUUGGAUUUCAGAAAGAUAAUGUUUGUAAUCAGCGGGAACAUAUAGUGCACCUCCUUGCUAAUGAGCAAUCUCGACUUGGCAUUCCUGAAGAAAUUGAUCCGAAAAUAGAUGAGGCUGCUGUACAGAAGGUAUUCCUGAAGUCCCUUGAUAACUACAUCAAAUGGUGCAACUACUUGAUUAUUUCACCAGUUUGGGGCAAUUUGGAGGCUGUGAGCAAGGAGAAGAAGUUACUAUUUGUUUCUUUGUGGUUUCUGAUAUGGGGUGAAGCUGCCAACGUUAGAUUUCUACCGGAGUGCUUAUGCUACAUAUUUCAUCAUAUGGUAAGGGAACUUGAAGAGAAAUUACGGCAGCAGAUUGCACAGCCAGCAGAUAGUUGCAAAUCUGAGAGUGGAGUAUCAUUCCUUGAGCAAGUUAUUUCUCCUCUAUAUGAAGUUGUUGCGGCGGAAGCUGCUAACAAUGACAAUGGACGGGCACCUCAUUCUGCCUGGAGAAAUUAUGAUGAUUUUAACGAAUACUUUUGGUCACUAAAUUGUUUUGAACUAAGCUGGCCAUGGCGCAAAAGUUCAUCUUUCUUUAUGAAGCCCAAACCCAGGUCGAAGAAUUGGCUUUCACCCAGUGGAGGUCAGGGUCGAGGGAAGACUUCUUUUGUGGAGCACCGAACGUUCCUUCAUCUUUACCAUAGUUUCCACCGUCUGUGGAUAUUUCUUUUUAUGAUGUUUCAGGGACUCACCAUCAUUGCCUUCAACAAAGGGCAGUUCAAUAAGAAGACCAUAAAACAAGUUCUGAGUCUUGGCCCAACAUUUGUGUUAAUGAAGUUUUUUGAAAGUAUCCUGGAUAUUCUUAUGAUGUACGGAGCAUAUUCUACAACACGACGUCUUGCUGUUUCUCGAAUAUUUCUCCGUUUCCUCUGGUUUAUUGCUGCUUCAGUCUUCAUUUCAUUCCUUUAUGUCAAAGCUCUUCAGGAGGAUAUUAAUAAUUCAACUUCAGCAAUUUUCAAGAUAUAUGUCUUUGUUAUAGGCAUUUAUGCUGGUGCUCAGCUUUUCUUUAGUUUCCUUAUGCGAAUACCAGCAUGCCAUAUUCUGACUAAUCGUUGUGAUCGUUGGCCUGUUAUUCGCUUUUUUAAGUGGAUGCACCAGGAACAUUACUAUGUUGGACGCGGGAUGUAUGAAAGGCCAACUGAUUUUAUCAAGUAUGUGCUUUUCUGGGUGGUGGUUUUGGGUGCAAAGUUUUCAUUUGCCUACUUUCUCUUGAUCAAGCCGUUGGUGACACCGACACAAGCUAUAGUAAACUACACUGAUUUACAGUAUUCAUGGCAUGAUUUGGUAUCCAAACAUAACCAUAAUGCUCUGACAGUUGCUACCUUGUGGGGCCCAAUAUUUGUUAUUUAUCUCCUAGAUAUUCAUGUGUUCUACACAAUUAUAUCGGCUGUUGUGGGAUUCUUGCUUGGGGCAAGGGAUCGUUUGGGCGAGAUUAGAUCAUUGGAAGCUGUCCACAAACUCUUUGAGAAGUUUCCUGCAGCUUUCAUGGAGACUCUUCACAUUCCUGUUCCCAGAAGGACUUCCAACCAGUCUCCUGAUUCGGAGGUUAUGAAGAGCAAGGUCAAUGCUGCUCAGUUUUCUCCCUUUUGGAAUGAGAUUAUUAGAAAUUUGCGGGAAGAAGACUACCUCAAUACUUUGGAAAUGGAGUUGCUUCUCAUGCCUAAAAAUUCUGGGAGUCUUCCUUUGGUUCAGUGGCCCCUAUUUCUUCUUGCUAGCAAGAUAUUUAUGGCUAAAGAUAUUGCUGUUGAAAGCAAAGACUCGCAAGAUGAGCUGUGGGAAAGGAUCACUAGAGAUGACUACAUGAGAUAUGCAGUUGAGGAGUGUUACCAGACCAUUAGACUUAUCUUGGAAGAAAUACUAGAUGAUGAUGGCAGGAUGUGGGUAGAGAGGAUAUACGGAGAAAUUCAGGAAAGUAUAUCAAAGAAAUCGAUCCAUGUUGACUUGCAGCUAAAUAGGCUACCACUUGUGAUUUCUAGGGUUACUGCACUCACUGGGAUACUGAGAGAAAAGGAAACACCUGAAUUGCAAAUGGGAGCAGUUAAAGCUGUCCUGGAUCUCUAUGAUGUAAUUCAACAUGAUAUCCUUGUAGUUAAUAGGAGGGGUCACUAUGAGACAUGGAACACAUUAACAAAAGCACGGACUGAAGGUCGCCUCUUUUCAAAAUUAAAGUGGCCCAGAGAUGCUGAGUUUAGAGAAAGAGUUAAGAGGUUACAUUCACUAUUAACCAUCAAAGAAUCGGCUGCUAAUAUUCCAAAAAACCUCGAGGCAAGACGUAGAUUAGAGUUCUUCACAAAUUCCCUCUUUAUGGAAAUGCCUGCUGCAAAGCCAGUUCGUGAGAUGUUGUCAUUUAGUGUUUUUACGCCAUAUUACUCUGAGAUUGUGCUUUAUAGCAUGCCUGAACUGCUCAAGAAAAACGAAGAUGGGAUAUCAGUUUUAUUUUACCUUCAAAAGAUAUUUCCAGAUGAAUGGAAGAACUUUCUUUCUCGAAUCGGGCGAGAUGAAAAUUCUAUUGACUUGGAGCUUUUUGAUAGUCCUAAUGACAUAUUGGAGCUUCGAUUUUGGGCUUCUUAUCGGGGACAGACAUUAGCUAGGACUGUUCGUGGAAUGAUGUAUUAUAGAAAGGCUCUUAUGCUUCAGAGCUAUUUGGAAAGAGGCAGCUCUGGAGAUGUGGAAGCUACACUUUCGAGUAAUGAUGCAACUGACACCCAAGGUUAUGAGUUGUCUCCAGAAGCUCGUGCGCAAGCAGAUCUGAAGUUUACAUAUGUAGUUACAUGUCAAAUUUAUGGGAAACAGAAGGAAGAACAAAAACCAGAGGCUACAGAUAUUGCAUUAUUAAUGCAACGGAAUGAAGCUCUUCGAGUUGCUUUUAUUGAUGAGGUUGAGGCACUACGUGAUGGUAAAGUUCAGAAGGAGUAUUAUUCAAAACUUGUUAAGGCUGACAUCAAUGGGAAAGACAAGGAAAUCUACUCUAUAAAAUUGCCCGGGAAUCCAAAACUUGGUGAAGGCAAACCUGAGAAUCAAAAUCAUGCCAUUGUUUUUACACGUGGAAAUGCAGUUCAAACAAUUGAUAUGAAUCAAGAUAAUUAUUUUGAGGAAGCAUUGAAGAUUAGAAAUCUUCUUGAAGAGUUCCACCGUGAUCAUGGUCUUCGUCCUCCCACUAUUCUCGGUGUCAGAGAACAUGUCUUUACAGGAAGUGUUUCUUCGUUAGCUUCAUUCAUGUCCAACCAAGAAACAAGCUUUGUGACCUUGGGUCAACGUGUUUUGGCAAAUCCUCUGAAGGUCCGCAUGCAUUAUGGCCAUCCUGAUGUUUUUGAUAGAAUUUUCCACAUAACAAGAGGCGGCAUCAGCAAGGCUUCCCGUGUUAUUAACAUUAGUGAAGAUAUUUAUGCAGGCUUCAAUACAACUUUACGCCAAGGCAAUAUAACUCAUCAUGAGUACAUACAGGUUGGGAAAGGACGAGAUGUUGGGCUCAAUCAGAUUGCUUUGUUUGAAGGAAAAGUAGCUGGUGGUAAUGGCGAACAAGUUCUUAGCAGGGACAUUUACAGACUUGGGCAGCUUUUUGAUUUCUUCCGAAUGCUGUCAUUCUAUUUUACCACUGUUGGGUUCUACUUCUGUACUAUGCUUACGGUGCUGACGGUAUACGUUUUCCUAUAUGGAAAAGCAUAUCUGGCACUUUCUGGAGUUGGUGAAGAGAUCGAGACUAGGGCUCACAUAUCACAGAAUACUGCCCUGAGUGCUGCUCUUAAUACACAGUUCCUCUUCCAAAUUGGAGUCUUCACUGCUGUUCCAAUGAUUCUGGGUUUCAUCUUGGAACAGGGUUUUCUAAGGGCUGUUGUUAGCUUUAUUACAAUGCAGCUUCAACUUUGUUCCGUCUUUUUCACUUUUUCUCUUGGCACAAGAACUCAUUAUUUUGGUCGAACUAUUCUCCAUGGUGGUGCAAGGUACCAAGCAACAGGUAGAGGGUUUGUGGUCCGCCAUAUAAAAUUUUCAGAGAAUUACAGACUUUACUCUCGUAGCCAUUUUGUUAAAGGAUUAGAGGUUGUGCUUUUGUUGGUGGUAUACCUUGCAUAUGGAUAUAACCAAGGCCUGUCGUACAUCCUUCUCACUAUCAGCAGUUGGUUCAUGGCACUUUCUUGGCUUUUCGCUCCUUAUGUAUUCAAUCCAUCAGGUUUUGAGUGGCAAAAGACAGUGGAGGAUUUCAAAGACUGGACAAACUGGCUUUUCUAUAGAGGUGGUAUUGGAGUCAAGGGAGAGGAAAGCUGGGAAGCUUGGUGGGAUGAGGAACUGUCACAUAUCCGGACGCUGGAAGGGAGGAUAAUAGAGACUAUAUUGAGCUUGAGAUUUUUCAUUUUCCAGUAUGGCAUUGUUUACAAGCUGCAAGCAUCGGCAUCAGAUACUUCCUUGACGGUUUAUGGCCUAUCAUGGGUUGUGCUGGCUGUGGUGAUAAUUCUUUUUAAGGUGUUCACCUUCAGCCAAAAGAUAUCUGUCAAUUUCCAGCUUGUGUUACGCUUUAUCCAGGGUCUCUCCUUCAUGCUAGCACUUGCUGGUUUGGCAGUUGCAGUUAUAUUUACAAAGUUAUCCGUUGCAGAUAUAUUCGCGUGCAUUCUAGCAUUUUUACCCACUGGAUGGGGAAUUCUUUCUAUUGCUGUUGCUUGUAAGCCUUUGAUGAAGCAGCUGGGACUCUGGAAAUCAAUUCGUUCUAUUGCACGGCUUUAUGAUGCGGGAAUGGGGAUGCUCAUUUUCAUCCCCAUUGCUCUCUUCUCAUGGUUGCCCUUCGUGUCAACAUUCCAGACCCGACUCAUGUUCAAUCAAGCAUUCAGCCGAGGGUUGGAGAUCUCUCUCAUCCUUGCUGGUGACAACCCCAAUUCAGGGCUGUAGUUCUAGCUUCAAAUCUUGUAGCAUCUUUGUAUGUAUGAAAAACCUUCAGUGAGGUAGUCAUGGCUCUGCUGUUUUUUACUGUAUAAUUUCGCUGUGUGGAGGCUCUGUAAAACAUUUUGUUGAUUUACAAUAACAGUUUGGACCUGAGGAUUGGAUUAAUACGAAUAUACUUGUAUUGGAUAUAAGUAGCUUAGCUUUCACCAUCA
Molecule: messenger RNA, 6089 nt
Organism: Telopea speciosissima
Lineage: Eukaryota; Viridiplantae; Streptophyta; Magnoliopsida; Proteales; Proteaceae
Product: callose synthase 9
Exons: 52
Coding region: 154-5883 (1909 amino acids)
Biological process (GO): (1->3)-beta-D-glucan biosynthetic process
Cellular component (GO): plasma membrane; 1,3-beta-D-glucan synthase complex
Molecular function (GO): 1,3-beta-D-glucan synthase activity
Source: RefSeq, a predicted model, not a curated record